Molecule: messenger RNA, 2779 nt
Organism: Bufo bufo (common toad)
Lineage: Eukaryota; Metazoa; Chordata; Amphibia; Anura; Bufonidae
Gene: PLEKHM3
Product: pleckstrin homology domain containing M3
Exons: 8
Coding region: 216-2324 (702 amino acids)
Source: RefSeq, a predicted model, not a curated record
GCGGAGGACAGAGGCUGGGAGACUGUAAACAGGGAAGCAAUGCAGAAGCAAGGCAGCCAUAGGAAAGUGUGCAGGAUGGUAAGGUGCACAGCCUGCAGGACAGCCUCAUAGAUACUGCACAGGGUUUCAACUUGAAACAGUUCAAAAUCAACCUAGCCACAAGGGGACAUCAAGGCUAGUUAAUGUAUCAUCUUUAACUACAAUAUCAGCAAAGAAUGGAGGCUCUGGAAGUAGACGACAUCAGUCCAGCACUUGAGGUCACUGAAGACCUCUUCAAUUCAUUUGAUAAUCUAGAGCACGUGAGUCAUCAGUCUGAAGUCUUUGGCAUUCAUGAAGUUCCAGAACUCUUGGGAAAUGACAUAUCUGAUAGAAUAAAGCUGCAUGUUGAUGGUCAAAAUGCCAAUAAUUCUCAACGUAGCAUCAUUUGGGAGAGAUGCAAAAGUAGCCUCUUUGAUGCCAAAGCAAAGAAUGGUAUUCAUGCCAAAGAACAUUUUUCAUCAACCAGAAGAACAUUUCCGGAUGUGCCCUCUUUGGCUGGUGAAGGAAAAGACUCUUCCUCAAUUAAGUUUUUUACACCUUGUCAUCAUAGACGUGACAGGCCUCGCUCAGUUAAUGACACGGUAGUCCUUAAUGAAGAGACUCCUAAAUUUAAACCAGGACACAACAGAUCUCGGUCUGAUGUCAGUCAUGUAGACUGGAAUAAUGUCCGCAAACCUGCUCCGUUGCAGCGGUCAUCAAGCCAAGGGGUUCACUUCGCCAGAGAUAUUGAAGGAAAUACCGAGCAUAUGUUGCCAAAUAUUCUCAAGAAAGGAUUCCUGGAAACAAGGAAAACUCACGAAAGCUUCUGGAAGAGUAGCUAUGCUGAGAUAAGCCAAUAUAAACUUCACAUCUACAGUACGGACAGCAGUGGAAACCACAAUGCUGUUACUGCUUAUCCUCUUGCUCACAUUGAAAGCAUCACAUUAACUGGAAGCCAUGAGACCAAAAUGGUUGAUGUCUUAAUGUCAGACAACAGCCAGUUGCAAUUGAAAGCAGAUUCUGCGUGGGAGGCACUGGACUGGGGGCAAAAAUUAUGGGAGGGCGUACGUGCUUUGACUUUCAUUCCAGAUUACAUGAGACCUCAGAAUGAUGUCAUAACAAGAUCAAACACCACAAGUGACAAUAAUAGUGACUUUCUGGAAACUCACAGCUUGUCAAAUACGUCUAAUCAACUUUCGAGGACAAUUAACUUGACCAAUGGGUAUCAAAAAAAUAUUUUGAAAACAGGGACUUUAUAUCGAUUAACAUUGCAAAAUAAUUGGAAAGCCUUCACAUUCGUUCUCACCAGUUCACACUUUACAGCUUUUCAGCCAAGUUGUCUGGAUGAAGACCCAUUGCUUAGUUACAACGUUGAUACAUGUGUGUCUGUGCAGAUGGACAAUCUUGACGGUUAUGAUUCUUGUUUCCAAGUAAUUUUUCCUCAAGAUGUUCUUCGUCUUCGGACGGAAACUCGCCAGAGGGUGCAGGAAUGGAUGGAUGCUAUUAUAUCUGCUGCUAAUGUUGCUAGGAAGCCCGAUCAGAAUAUACUAGUGCCUCUUAGGAGCAAAUCCAAAGGACAACUAUCUUUAAGGGAGCUGCAGAAGAGCAAGCGCCAGUCUGUCACCACAAGUUUUCUUGGAAUCCUGACAACAUUGGCCUUAGAAAGGGGGCUUACAGCUCAGAGCUUCAAGUGUGCAGGGUGCCAGAGGCCAAUUGGACUUUCCAACGAAAAGGCCAAGGUGUGCAGUUACAGCGGGUGGUAUUAUUGUAGCUCAUGCCAUAUUGAUGAUGGUUUCAUUAUACCUGCACGGCUUGUUCACAACUGGGACACAUCGAAACACAAGGUAUCCAAACAGGCAAAAGAGUUCUUGGAGUAUGUGUAUGAAGAGCCAUUGAUUGACGUGCAGCAGGAGAACCCAUUACUCUACCGGCAUGUGGAUGCAUUAGCACAAGUUGUACGUCUGAGGCAGCAGCUAAAGUCACUUCGAGCCUAUCUUUUCAGCUGUCGUGCGGUAGUUGCAGAGGAUCUGCGUAGGAGAAUUUUCCCCCGUGAAUAUCUUUUUCAGCAAAUUCACCUAUACUCCCUCGCAGACCUGCAGCAGGUAGUUGAAGGCAAGUUGUCUCCUUUUCUAACAAAAGUGAUCAAGUUUGCUACAUCGCAUGUCUACAGCUGCAGCCUUUGUAGUCAGAAGGGCUUCAUCUGUGAGAUCUGUAACAACGGAGAGAUCCUGUAUCCCUUUGAGGAAAACUCCACAAGCAGGUGUGAAAAACUGUGCCGCUGUGUUCCACAGUUGAGUGCAAAGUGAAAACUGUCCAAUGUCCCCGAUGCGUGCGUAAGGAACUGCAAAAGAAACAGAAAUCUUUUUGGAAACGGCCUCUGAAUGUGGAUGACAGCUGGGACGAGUCCUGUAGUAUGUUUUGAGCUGUCCUACCAGGGCACAUGACCACAGACUGAGUACAGCUUCAAACCAUUGCACUCUCUUUCUUUCCCUGGUUGCUGCGGAAUAAGUCAGUUGUCCCUAUUAGAGAUCCUUUCUAAAGUGAUAGUUGGUACCAUACUAACCUGUCAUAGAAGUCUUCAACUAACAUUUGUAUUAGCAUUGUCAUUAUAUUAGUGUCAUUAGCCAUCUAUUUUAUACCAAAUUAACUAAAGACAUCUCCUAUCUACUGCAUGCACAUGCCUUAUGUAUAAAUUAGAAAUGGCAGAGAAAUUAUUUAUAAUACGAGGUUUACUGAUCAGAUUGUAAUUACUUAAAAAAAA